AUGACUCUUAGCCUUGGGCCUUAUGAUUCUCUUAAUGAUAAGAAAACUCCCCCCGGGGCACCACGGUACACGGCGACUCCUCUCAUUUGUAGUCUGCGAUACCCUGCUGCCAGGCCUUUACUGGCCGGCGAGUAUCAGCACAUGGAGUACUUUCGGGUCGUGUGUGUUGGGGAAUUUUCUUUAUUUUUUGAGGUCACCGAGUGGGAAAACAUCAUUGUCCAGGGCACUCUCGCUGAACCAGCAUUGCAUCAUGCUGCCCUAGCAAUUGGGGCCUUGGCUAGCAGCCGUUACCAUCCUAGCGUAUGGCAAAACACCCCAGCGACCGUCUUUUCAAUACGGCAUUAUAGUAUGGCCAUCCAGGAUCUCCAAGGUCGGUUUGAUGGAUCUCCCCAAAGUGUAGAGCUUGCCGUCUUGGCGAGCUUUCUCUUCAGCUACAUCGAAUUUCUUCUAGAUAUCGAUAGUCGGGUCGAGAUGCAUAUUCAGGCUGGGUGUUCCAUGCUUGAGGACCUCCUCACGAGGCACGAUAUGACGCUCGCACUUUUGAGUCGGGCUGGAUCGAAUUGCGAGGUUGGCAGUUCAUCUACUAGGUAUCAUCUACUUGCUCGUGCUAUGUAUCAGGUCACUACACAAAUUAUGUCUUUGCGGCAUUUUGCUCGAACAAUAACAGUUGAUAAAUAG
Molecule: messenger RNA, 678 nt
Organism: Fusarium oxysporum Fo47
Lineage: Eukaryota; Fungi; Ascomycota; Sordariomycetes; Hypocreales; Nectriaceae
Exons: 3
Coding region: 1-678 (225 amino acids)
Source: RefSeq, a predicted model, not a curated record